Molecule: messenger RNA, 877 nt
Organism: Manihot esculenta (cassava)
Lineage: Eukaryota; Viridiplantae; Streptophyta; Magnoliopsida; Malpighiales; Euphorbiaceae
Product: 60S ribosomal protein L23
Exons: 4
Coding region: 138-560 (140 amino acids)
Biological process (GO): translation
Cellular component (GO): ribosome; cytosolic large ribosomal subunit
Molecular function (GO): structural constituent of ribosome; large ribosomal subunit rRNA binding
Source: RefSeq, a predicted model, not a curated record
GAAAUCACAAAACGGUGUCGUUCCAAACCAUCUACUCUAAAACCCUAGAGCAGAUAUUGAGACAGCACGUAUAUAUAAGAAGCAUCCUUUGCGAGACGAGGGAGCCAGAGAAGGCGCACAGAAGGAGCCGAUAAAAAAUGUCGAAGCGAGGAAGAGGAGGUUCCGCUGGGAACAAGUUCAGGAUGUCGCUGGGUCUUCCAGUGGCAGCGACGGUGAACUGCGCCGACAACACAGGAGCUAAGAAUCUGUAUAUCAUUUCCGUGAAAGGAAUCAAGGGCCGCCUCAACCGUUUGCCAUCAGCUUGCGUCGGAGACAUGGUGAUGGCCACCGUGAAGAAGGGAAAGCCUGAUCUUAGGAAGAAGGUCAUGCCAGCCGUCAUUGUCAGACAGCGUAAACCCUGGCGCAGAAAGGAUGGGGUCUACAUGUAUUUUGAAGACAAUGCUGGUGUCAUUGUGAAUCCCAAGGGGGAGAUGAAAGGAUCUGCUAUUACUGGACCCAUUGGGAAAGAAUGUGCUGAUUUGUGGCCAAGAAUUGCUAGUGCUGCCAAUGCUAUCGUCUGAGAGCGAAUUUUUGUUUUCAUAGUUUGGUUGACCUUAGGAUAUAUGAUGCACUGGAAGUAUUAUUUUUUCUUGUGAGGUUCCUUUUAUGUUGGGACAGAAUGAAAUGUGUCAGAUAAGGAUAUUGCCAAUUGUUUUCUUUUCUCUAGAUUUAUGUUGGUAUGCUUCUUAUAUUAGAUUGUUAAGAUAUCCUAUAAGUACUUCUCCUUUAAAUUUCUUCAUUUGCCUUAUACACAUUAGCCAUUGGGCAGGGAUGCUGAUCUAAAAGCCUUGCUGAGAAAAGCUUUAUUGAGAUGGUUAAUAAGAUGCAUUUUGAUCAA